This is a messenger RNA of Salvelinus sp. IW2-2015, 863 nucleotides long. It is a transcript of the gene stx8, whose product is annotated as syntaxin 8. The record is from RefSeq and is a predicted model, not a curated record. Gene Ontology annotation, cellular component: SNARE complex; membrane; endomembrane system. Gene Ontology annotation, molecular function: SNARE binding; SNAP receptor activity. Gene Ontology annotation, biological process: intracellular protein transport; vesicle fusion. NCBI's taxonomy places the organism in Eukaryota, Metazoa, Chordata, Actinopteri, Salmoniformes, Salmonidae.
GGACACCAUCCUGACGUCACACCCAAACAGGAAGUGCUCCCUGCUUAUCAGACAAUUGAUGGAGUAAAUAUCGACAAAUUCAUUAAUUAUAAGUGGUUAACAUGUCUCAAGAUCCCUGGUUACAGAAUUAUGAAGCCACUUGCCGCCUUGUCCAAGAAAUUGCAGAGAACAUUCAUGAAAGAAACAGACAACAGAGGACAAGAGGGAAUCCUGCAAAGAUGAACAUGACACUGCGAGCGUCGCUACAGAAGCUGAAACAGAACAUCAACCAGCUCAGAGAGAGUUUGCUCCGAGUCUCGUCCUCCCGGCGCAUAAUGCAGUCAGAAGCCGAUCGGAGACAGAACCUUGUUGACGACCUGGUCACCAGGGACAAGCAGCUAAAUGCCACGUUCAAGGGUGACGUUACACAGCCAGAGCCCUCGAGGUCGACCCUGAUGGUGGGGGGAGAAGGAGGGGCCGCGGCCAACCCCUGGCUGGUCAACGAGCCAGAGGAGACCAGGGGCCUGGGCUUCUCCGCGAUCAAACAGCAGCAGCAGCGCAUCGUCGAAGUUCAGGAUGCUGGGUUGGAUGCGUUAGCCGCCGUCAUCAGCCGACAGAAGCUGAUGGGUCAGGAUAUAGGCAACGAGCUGGACGAGCAGAAUGAAAUCAUCGAUGACCUCACCCACCUGGUGGACAAGACGGAUGACCGGAUCCGCAACGAGACACGAAGGGUUAAGCUGGUGGAGACUAAGUCGGCUUCCUGCGGGAUGCUGGUGGUGAUCGUGCUCCUGCUCAUUGCUAUAGUGGUGGUUGCUGUGUGGCCCACUAACGAAGAGGCUGAGGGAGCGUUUUGGACGUCGCACCGUCCGUCGCAUGACCACUGA